This is a messenger RNA of Acanthamoeba castellanii str. Neff, 6993 nucleotides long. Its product is annotated as telomeraseassociated protein 1, putative. The transcript has 2 exons. Gene Ontology annotation, biological process: telomere maintenance via recombination. The record is from RefSeq and is a predicted model, not a curated record. Gene Ontology annotation, molecular function: telomerase RNA binding; telomerase activity; protein binding. Lineage: Eukaryota; Discosea; Longamoebia; Acanthamoebidae. The coding region runs from base 1 to 6993 and encodes 2330 amino acids. Gene Ontology annotation, cellular component: telomerase holoenzyme complex.
AUGGAAAGUUUCACCGAGCAUGAGAAGAGAGCUGACUUGAAGCAACUCAAGACGAACCUGGUCAACACCAUCUGCGCCUCCAUGAUCGCCGAGCCGCGCUUCGACAAGGAAGACGACACUGGCGCUCAGACCGUGGUCAAUCUCGUCGAGCAGAUCGUGCAGGUCGAUCCCGAAUUCCUGCUCAAGCUCGCCGUCUACGUGAGGAAUGAUCUCAACAUCCGCUCGACCGCCAACUUCUUGGUCGCGCUCGCCGCUAACUACAAGGAGUCGGCCCCCUUCCUCAAGAAGUACUUCAAGCACGUCAUCAACUUGCCCUCCGACUGGCUCGACGUCGCCGCGCUCUACCAGAUGCUGCCCAACCGCGCCCUCACCGGCCGCGCCCUCCCCACCGCCCUCCGUAAGGCCAUGCUCUUCAAGUUCCCCGACUUUGACACCUACCAGCUCGGCAAGUACAACAAGCAGGGCAAGCUGAAGCGCAGCAAGCAAAAGGCCAAGAAGGCCGGCGCCAAGGGAGCGCCGCCGCCCAAGCCCGAUGCCGGCGGCAAGUCCACGCUGACGCUCAAGCAGAUGGUGCGCCAGCUGCACAUCGACGCGCCCGUCUACCACGUCAUGUGCCUCCUGGGCAAGAAGUACCCGGCCAACGAGACCGACUUCCGCCGCUCGGGCCUGCCGGGCGUGUUCGAGCCCGCCAAGGCCGGCAGCCGCCUGAAGCUGCCGGUGCCCGAGACCUGGGAGACGCUGCUGUCGGCCAAGGGCAACAAGGCCGAGACGUGGGAGGAGCUGAUCGACCACAAGAAGCUGCCCUUCAUGGCCAUGCUGCGCAACCUGCGCAACCUCAUUCUGACCGGCGUCGACUACAAGUACCACCGCUGGGCCAUGAACAAGCUCAACAACGAGGAGACCAUCGCGCGCAGCAAGCAGUUCCCGUUCCGCUUCUUCUCGGCCUACGAGGCCAUCGCGGUCGACAUCGAGAAGCUGCGGCAGGAGAUCAAGGAGGCCAAGGCCUCGGGCGUCAAGGCCGGCCAGAAGGCGGCGCCCGCCAAAGGGAAGGGCGCCAAGGGCAAGAAGGGCGCGACGGCCAAGCCCGGCGAGAAGGGCGAACGCCCGAAGAAGGUGAUCGUGCCCAAGAACAUGCCCGACGAGGGCCUGAUCCGCAAGUACCGCGAGGCGCUCGACAACGCGGUCAAGUUCGCCACGGUGCACAACGUGAAGCCCAUCCGCGGCAACACGGUGGUGUUCUGCUCGAUCGCCGAGUCGAUGAAGGGCGGCUGCAAGAGCGCCCGGGGCAUGGGCAGCGUGCGCACCCUGCUCGACGUGGGCGUGCUCCUGGGCCUCAUGUGCAAGUACAUGUGCGAGGAGUGCGACUUCCGCAUCGUCGGCGCGCCCGGCUCGCACACGCAGAGCCACCUGGGCGUCGAGCUGCGCGAGGGCACGGUGCUCGACAACAUGGCGACGGUCCUCGAACGCGCCGCGUCGGGCGAGCUGGCCGACCACAGCUUCCAGUUCCCGUUCGACUACCUCGAGGAGGCCAUCCGCGAGCGCAAGGUGAUCGACAACCUGAUCGUGCUCAACGACACCAUGCUCUACCCCGAACACGACGCCCAGCUGGCCGGCAUCCUCAAGAAGUACCGGCAGGAGGUCAACCCGGAGCUCAUGUUCGUGUCGGUCAACCUGGGCUCGGCGGGCAAGUCGAUGGAGGCCUCGGGCGACCGCCACCCCAACGACGUGCUCAUAUCGGGCUUCUCGGACGCCAUUCUGCGCUACAUCGCCGAGCGCGGCGACAGCAACCAGCUGCACUACAUCGAUCACAUCGACAAGGAGAAGGGCAUCGAGACGCCGGCGGUCAAGCCGCGCGAGCUCAAGCGCGGCUUCGGCUACACGUCGUCGACCUACUCGAACCCGUUCCGCUCGCGCGCCGUGCGCAAGCCCUUCACGCUGAGCGGCCGCAAGAGCUUCCUGUUCGACGAUGAUGACGAGGCCAACGACGCCCAGGCCAAGGCCGCCAAGGAGGAAGAGGCCCGCCGCAAGCAGGCCGAGGAGGAGGCCGAGGAGCGCGAGGUCGACGAGCGCGAGAAGCGGCGCGUCGAGGAGCAGGUCGAGAAGGUGCGCAGCGGCAAGUGGCGCGCCGUGCGCGUGUUCGUGUCGUCCACCUUCCGCGACAUGCACGGCGAGCGCGACUACCUCGUCCGCUACGUGUUCCCCGAGCUGCGCGAGCGCUGCCGCAAGCGCCGCCUCCACUUCUACGACGUCGAUCUCCGUUGGGGCGUCACGCAGGAGGAGGCCGAGACCGAGGGCGCGCUCCACAUCUGCCUCAACGAAAUCGACCGCUGCCGCCCGUUCUUCAUCGGCCUCCUCGGCGAGCGCUACGGUUGGCGCCCGGCCGCCUACGAGCUGCCCGAGGAGCCGCGCUACCUGUGGGCCAAGAAGUACCCGCAGAACCGGUCCAUCACCGAGCUCGAGAUGUUCUACGGCGCCCUCCGCUGCCCCAACGCCGCCGAGUCCUACUUCUACUUCCGUAACCCGGCCUUUGCGUCGUCGAUCACCGACGAGGCCGUGCAGGCGGACUUCUGCGCCGAGGACGCGCACGCGCAGGAGCGGCUCAAGGCCCUCAAGCAGGAGAUCCGGGCCACGUUCCCUGACCGCUCGCGCAACUACAGCUGCGGCUGGGCCGGCGUCGUGGGCGGCAAGCCGAUGGUGGACCGGCUGGAGCAGUUCGGCCGCCACAUCCUCGAGGACCUGUGGAAGGGCAUCUGCCGCACCUUCCCCGAAGUGUCGCCCCUGGGCACUGACGAAAGCCGCCUGAGCGUGGCGCGCGAGAGCCACGAGGAGUACGCCAUCUCCCGCACGCGCGUGUUCGUCGGCCGGGACGACCUCAUCAAGACGAUGACCAAGUUCGUCGACGGGGACGAGCCCGGCCCGCUGGUGGUCACGGGCGAGCCCGGCUCGGGCAAGUCGGCCCUGGUGGCCCAGUUCUCGCGCCUCUACGCCGACAAGAACUCGGAGGCGCUCGUGAUCGCGCACUACGUGGGCGCGGCCACCGAGGCGCGCGACAUCCGCCACGCCCUGCUCCGCAUCGCGCUCGAGCUCAAGGAGCAGCUGCAGCUGAGCGAGGAGGUGCCCGAGGAGGAGAAGGAGCUGCGCCAGGUCUUUGGCAGCGUGCUCGAGGCCGCCGGAUUCGCCGCCGGCGGGCGUAAGGUGGUGAUCCUCAUCGACGGCAUCAACCAGAUGGAGGCCAAGGACAAGGCGCUCGACUGGCUGCCGGGCUCGACCCGCGUGCGCAUGGUGGUCUCGACCCACGCCGACACGCCCUCGCACCACGCCCUGCGCCACCGCAAGCCGCAGCCGCCCGAGAUCGCCGUCGGGCCGCUCGAGGAGAACCACCGCAAGUCCCUCGUGCGCGCCGUGCUGGCCGAGUACCGCAAGAAGCUCGACGAGGCGCCCGGCAACAACCAGAUGCGCGUCCUCCUGCGCAAGCCCGAGUCGCACAAGCCGCUCUACCUCGUGCUCGCCUGCGAGGAGCUGCGCCUGUUCGGUCUCUACGAGCAGCUGUCCAACAAGAUCAAGACCCUGGGCGGCACCGUGCCCAAGCUGUUCGACGAGCUGCUCCACCGGCUCGAGUCCGACCACGAGAAGGAGACCCUCAAGCUCACCCUCUCCCUCCUCGUCGCCUCGCGCGCCGGCCUGCUCGAGGCCGAGCUCCUCACCAUCCUCGCCCGCGACAAGAAGAAGGAGGCCGAGCUGCCCCGCGCCGUGUGGGCCACCAUCUUCGCCGCCCUCCAGCCCUUCUUCCGCCCCCUCGGCCCCUCGGGCGAGGACGCCCUCUCCUUCUUCCACGCCCAGAUGGAGAUCUCCGUGCGCAAGCGCUACCUCUCCAUCCGCAACAACGAGCUGCGCGUCCAGAAGCAGCUGGCCAACUACUUCCUCCAGCGCGCGCGCGUGCCGUCGGGCUCCGGCAACGACGCCUGGCAGUGGGUGGACGACCGCCGGGCCAUCAGCGAGCUGCCGCACCACCUGGCCAAGGCCCAGAUGUGGGACGAGCUCGAGUCGGUGCUGUGCGACCUCAGCUUCGUCAAGCUCAAGUGCAGCCUCGGCAUGGCCUUCGACCUGCUCAACGACUACAACGAGGCCCUGGCCACCGAGCACCAGUGGGACGGCCGGGCGCGCCUCGAGCAGUUCCAGGCCUUCUUCGCCGGCAACGCCCACAUCCUGGGCCGGUACCCUGACCUCACCCUCCAGCAGGCCGCCAACCAGCCCGACUCGUCGGCGCCCGCACAGGCCGCACAGGGCCUGCUCUCGGCUGGUAGCGCCGACGGCUGGGUGCGCUGGAUCAACAAGCCGCAGGACCAGGGCGCCUGCAAGCUCACCCUCGCGUCGGAGCGCGACCCGGUGCUGGCCUGCGCCUUCUCGCCCGACGGCAAGGAGCUGGUGCUGGCCUCGCGCGACGGCACCCUCCGCAUCUGCGACGCUGCCACGGGCGCCGAGAGCGCCACCCUGCUGGGUCACACCAACUGGGUCGUGGCCUGCGCCUACUCCUACGACGGCGCACGGAUCGUCUCGGCCUCGUGGGACGGCACCCUUAAGAUCUGGGACACCCGCGCUGGCGUGGAGGUGGCCACCCUGCGCGGUCACGGCCGGCGCGUCAACGCGUGCGCCUUCUCGAACGACGGCCAGCGCAUCGCCUCGGCCUCGUGGGACUGCACCGUGCGCCUGUGGGACGGCUACUCGGGCCAGCUCCUCAAGACCUUCCACGGCCACACCAAGCCCGUCAACGCCGUCGCCUUCUCGCCCGACGGCCGCCAGAUCGUGUCGGCCUCGUGGGACUCGAGCGUCAAGCUGUGGGACGUCGAGCAGGGCACCGAGGUGCGCACCUUCUCGGGCCACUCCAAGUCGGUCCGCUCCGUCCAGUUCUCGCCCACCGGCGCACAGAUUGUGUCGACAUCGGUGGACACCACGCUUCGCGUGUGGGACGCGCGCACCGGCGAGAUCGUCACCACGCUCGAGGGCCACUCCAAGGCCGUCAACGCCUGCGCCUUCUCGCCCGACGGCCGCCACCUGGUCUCGGCCUCCGACGAUCAGACUGUGAAGGUGUGGGACGCGCUCGGUGGUCGCGAGAUCACCAAGAUGGGCGUGGCCGACAUGUCCCUCAACGCCUGCGACAUCUCGCCCGACGGCCGCCGCAUCGUCGCAGCCCUGGCCGACUGCACCGUGGCCGUGUGGGACGUGCUCUCGGGCGAGAUCGUCUUCUACAUCCGCGGGCACACGCGGACCGUCAACGCCGUGCUCUUCUCCCCCGGCGGCAGCUACAUCCUGACCACCUCCGACGACGGCUCGCUUAAGCUGUGGUCCGCCCGCGACGGCUCCCUCGCGCGCACCCUGACCGGUCACCGCGACUGCGUCAACGACGCCUGCUUCUCGCCCGACGGCGCCAAGAUCCUGUCGGCGUCCGAUGACUUCACCCUCAAGAUCUGGGACACUGAGUCCGGCGCCGAGGAGAAGGAGAUCAAGGGCCACACCAACCGCGUCACCGGCUGCGCGUGGGCGCCCGACGGCAAGCGCGUGGCGUCGUCGUCGAGGGACAACUCGCUGCGGAUCUGGAGCCCCGAGACGGGCGACGUGAAAAAGAUCUUCAAGGGCCACAUGGACUGGCUCACACGCUGUGCCUUCUCGGCCGACGGCAAGAAGGUGGUCUCGUGCUCGUGGGACUACAACAUGAAGCUGUGGGACGUGCGCGCUGGCAACGAGAUCGCCACCCUGCGCGGCCACAUGGGCGCCGUGAGCGCCGCCGCCUUCUCGGCCGACGGCAAGUACCUCGUCUCGGCCUCGCUCGACGGCACCCUCAAGAUCUGGGACCCGGUCAAGGCCCACGAGGUCACCGCCCUCCGCGGGCACUCGGGCCGCGUGAGCUGCGUGCGCUUCGCCCGGACCGGCACCACGUUCGUGUCGUCGUCGGAGGACGGCACCGUUCGGCUGUGGGACGCCGAGGCCGGUCAGGAGAUCACCACCCUGCAGGGCCACGCCGACGCCAUCCGGCAGGUCAAGUACUGCCCCGACCGCGACCAGAUCGUCUCCACCUCGGACGACUGCACGGUCAAGGUGUGGAACGCCGGCGCCCAGCGCGAGAUUGCCGGCCACUCGCAGUGGGUCACCGCCUGCGCCCUGGCCUCCUCCGCGCGCGUGCUGGCCACCGCCUCGAGGGACGGCAGCAUCAAGCUGUGGGACACGCGCACCAACCGCCCGCGCACGGCCCUCGCCGGCCACGACCAGCCGGUCAACUGUGUCGCCGUGUCGCCCGACGGCGCCACCGUGGUCUCGGCCUCGGAUGACUUCACGCUCAAGGUGUGGAGCGGCAAGGAGGGCGACCACCUCCGCACCAUGCGCCACCACACCAACUCGGUCCGCUGGGUGUGCUUCUCGCCCAACGGCGCGCGCGUGGCGUCGGCCUCGUGGGACAACACCGUGUGCGUGUCCGACCCCAGCAAGGGCACCCUGCACCUCACCCUCCGAGGCCACACGGACUGGGUCAACGCCUGCGCCUUCUCGCCCGACGGCUCGCGCAUCGCCACGGCCUCGCACGACCAAACCGUCAUCUUGUGGGACUCCACCACCGGCGCGCGCAUCCACACCUUCACCCACCACGCCAACUGGGUCGUCGCCCUGGCCUUCUCGCCCGACAGCAAGUACCUCGCGUCGGCCUCCUACGAUGCCACGGUGGUGCUCACCCACGUCGAGCGACGCACCACCCGCUCCUUCCGCCCGCACACCAAGCGCGUCAGCGCGCUGGCCUUCACCGCCGACGGCGCCCAUCUGCUCUCGGCCUCGUACGACGGCUGCAUCACGGCCCACCGCGUGGCCGACGUGCUCAGCGUCACCGAUCCGGCGCCCUCCGGCCGCUUCUUCACCAAGGCGCCCGCCACCGCCCUCUGCUCGUCGGCCUCGCUCUCCGCCGCCGGCGACUCGCUGGGCAACGUCUACCAGCUCAACUUCGAGCUCUAA